Messenger RNA from Monoraphidium neglectum, 273 nucleotides. Its product is annotated as Serine/threonine-protein kinase SRK2G. Gene Ontology annotation, molecular function: ATP binding; protein serine/threonine kinase activity. The transcript has 4 exons. NCBI's taxonomy places the organism in Eukaryota, Viridiplantae, Chlorophyta, Chlorophyceae, Sphaeropleales, Selenastraceae. Gene Ontology annotation, biological process: intracellular signal transduction; protein phosphorylation. The record is from RefSeq and is a predicted model, not a curated record. Bases 1 to 273 code for a protein of 90 amino acids.
AUGGAGCGCGAGUAUGUGGGCCACUACGUGGAGUCUGAGAUCCUCAACCACUCAAAGCUGCGCCACCCGCACGUCGUGGGGUUCAGGGAGGUCUUCCUCUCAAAACACCACGUGAACAUCGUGAUGGACUACGCCAGCGGCGGCUCCCUGUUUGAUUACGUGCAGGCGCGCAAGCGGCUUAAGGAGUCUGUGGCGCGGUGGUUCUUCCAGCAGCUGGUGUUUGCCUGCGACUACUGCCACAGAAAGCCGUGCACGUGCGAGGUCGGCCAGUAA